CACACAGGGGUGGGGGGUGUUACAGAGAAGUGUGUGUUUAGUGGAAAAUCUUCUGCUCCAAGAUGUUGACUGGUGGUCUUUUACUGUUUCUACUGUUUCUACUGUGUGCAUAAUAAAACCCCCCUCUCACUUCCUCCCACUACAGUCACUGUUUGUUCACUUAUUGAACAGACGAGUCCUCCUGCAUCUCCUGUACCAAACCUGGAGACUAUAAUUUGCUAAAUGAUGGCAGGUGUCACACGGAUCCUCACUUUACUUUGUGUUGCAGGAUGCCACCUGUCUUCAGCCUCACCUGUUCUCCGCUCUGCCCUGGUGGUCCAGGCGGGGCAGAAUGUCUCGCUCACCUGUAACCUGACGUUCUGCGUGGACAUCACCUGGUACCGUCUGCACUCAGAUCAGCUGCUGCCUCUGCUGACGGUGACGUUGUCUAAACUGAAAGAGGUCCUUGUGAUCUAUCAAACCGCAGACGGACGCUUCAGCCACCGGGGCAACGUGGCGGGAGGCCCGGUGGCUCUGGAGAUCCAGGAGGUGGAGGAGGAGGACGCCGGGCUCUACUUCUGCACCGGACACUGUGCUGGAGCUCUUAGUGUUAACAGAGGAAUUCAGCUGGUGGUUGAUGGCGUUGACGGGGAGUCAGCCAGGCUGCCAUGUUGGACUCUGGGGAUCUGUGUCCUUCCAGCUGUCUUCGUCCUCUGUCUCGUCUUCAUCGUUGGAAUCUGCCUGCGCUCAGGUAAACCAACUGUUUGCUGCUGUAAUCCGGAGAGAAGCAGCACAAGUCAGAGGGUCACAGAGGAAGUGUCUUUGCACUAUUCCAGUCUGAAGCAUGCAGACAAGCCCCGCCCCUCCGGCCGAGGAGGAACAGGAUUGGUCGAGAACGACGUCACUUACGCGGCAGUGACCAAUCGCAAGAUCCCAAACUGCUCACAUGACCACAGAUAGAACGGCUCUUUGCUGUUGUAGUCAUUUAAUGGCACAAAAAAAACUUGAAUGUAAGAGAUUUUAUAAACUUGGCUAUUCAAAAAUGACUGUUUUUACUUUCUGCUCUUUAAACAAGUCAAUAAUGACUUUAAAUACAAGUUUCUAUAAAUGAUCUCUCUCUAAAGUAAGUUUCAGAAACCAUCUUUCCCCCCAAAAAUGUGUAAUUUUUCUUUAACUGUGAUAUUUUAAGCUAUUUCACUGAUCUUUUUUCAUAUUAAAUGUGUGAAAUGUGUAGAAAAAAUGUUUCAGAUUUAUAUUUUGCUUUCUUACUGCUGUAACGCUGUUACUGCCAGUUAAUUGCACAUAAUGAAAGAAAGUUUAUUUGUUUAAAUGCUGUAGCAUCCACUGUGAUGUGUGUCUCACUGUUGUUCUUAUGUAUCUGUCAACACUUUGUUUUUUAAUUCUAAAUAAAUAU
Sebastes umbrosus (honeycomb rockfish) is the source of this 1393-nucleotide messenger RNA. RefSeq lists its product as uncharacterized. The record is from RefSeq and is a predicted model, not a curated record. The coding region runs from base 223 to 939 and encodes 238 amino acids. The transcript is spliced from 5 exons. Lineage: Eukaryota; Metazoa; Chordata; Actinopteri; Perciformes; Sebastidae.